AUGUCUAGUCUCUCUGAGACCAUAUACAACAACAGCUCUGGAGGCCCAGUCACCGAAAUCAACUGCGUCUAUCCAAUUUCUGGCACCUACGGUCUCCUUCCUCGUCUUCUAUACUAUGUAACCUUGGUUUUCGCCAUCUUCGGUCGCAGGACAGAAUGGCUCAUCAUCGGGGCCCUCGUCAGCGCGCUCACGUACGCAGGGGCCUCGGCAGUCCACCUCAUGGCUCUGGUGACCAGCAAAACAGGAAUUUUCGACCUGGAUAUCAUGGCCGCGUGGGCAGUGUUAUCGACAGGUGCUCUCGCCUAUAUUGGUAUUAUCCAUUGGAGUUCCACACUAAGAGGAACACGCGCCCGGGUUGUUAUGAUCUGUUGGGGGUUUUUGGUAGGCACCAGCCUGAUCUUUGGGAGGUCGGAACUGUUCGAUACGCCGCUGGACCCGCCUGAACCCGCCUGUUACUCUCCACAGGGAAUGCUGUUGGAGUAUCCCAUACAGAAAUGGAUGAAUCCGGACUUUGCGAACUGCAGCUACAGCUGCUUCAACAUCACGAAGCCGAUGAGGCAGGCAUCUGAAGUCAUGGCCAUCCCCCACAGCAUUUUGAACAAUUCACAGUACAGGACACUCACAUAUGUGCUGGUCGGACCGAUCCAGUUUGCGGCCUACGCGGCGCUCAGUAUUGACGUACAGGAGCAUACUCCAUCGACUCUGUGUAUGAAGUUGGUCAUGAGCUACCUGAUUCAUCCGGGCCACCGAGAGCAAUUUACUAAAACGGUUUACAAGGCGAGUAUGGAAAGGUGGUAUGGUGGGUAUUUCGCACUGCUUGGCUACGUGCAUCGGGCCAAGUGGUCGUUCAGGAAGUUGGGCUUGUCUUCGUUCGUCAUCCCAUGGUUGAUCCUGGGGUUGGCCAUCGAUAUUUUGUGUUUGCCGCUCAUGGUGUGUAAUAUUGUCAUGAAUGAAGUCACCUUGUUACGAGGGGGCUUGCCGACGAACGAGGCAAGUAUGGCAAUCGGCCAAUGGGGGCCCAUUGUGAGUUCUGUGCUUGUCUUGAUAGCGGCCUGUAUCAACAAGGGAUUGGAGAUAUGGGAGAGAAGGAAACAGACAAAGGAGUUGGACAGUGUCACCGAGAGCGUUGUGACUGUGGUUCCAGAUGACAUUGAAGGAGCCAUGGCAGACGGUGAACAGGAGAGCGGAGUUGUCAAACCCAAGCUCGCCCAUGUACAGACAUUGCGAGAAAUGGAGGAUCUGGUGAAACGGUCAAAGUGA
Fonsecaea multimorphosa CBS 102226 is the source of this 1260-nucleotide messenger RNA. RefSeq lists its product as uncharacterized. NCBI's taxonomy places the organism in Eukaryota, Fungi, Ascomycota, Eurotiomycetes, Chaetothyriales, Herpotrichiellaceae. The record is from RefSeq and is a predicted model, not a curated record. Bases 1 to 1260 code for a protein of 419 amino acids. The transcript has a single exon.